Molecule: messenger RNA, 252 nt
Organism: Sciurus carolinensis (gray squirrel)
Lineage: Eukaryota; Metazoa; Chordata; Mammalia; Rodentia; Sciuridae
Product: short coiled-coil protein B-like
Exons: 2
Coding region: 1-252 (83 amino acids)
Cellular component (GO): trans-Golgi network
Source: RefSeq, a predicted model, not a curated record
AUGAUGAGUGCUGUCCUGCAUAGAGUUGAUGCUGCAAAUCAGGUGGGACUGGAGGAAAAAUCAUGGUGUAUUGUUAAUCAUGUGUUGGAAUUCCAACACACACUUGGAGAUCUCUCUGCAAGAGUAGACGCAGUUAAAGAAGAAAAUCUGAGGUUAAAAUUAGAAAAUCAAGUUCUUGGACAAUACAUAGAAAACCUCAUGUCUGCUGCUUCUGUUUUUGAAACAACUGACACAAAAAGUAAGAGAAAGUAA